Molecule: messenger RNA, 1998 nt
Organism: Caenorhabditis angaria
Lineage: Eukaryota; Metazoa; Nematoda; Chromadorea; Rhabditida; Rhabditidae
Source: the annotation of a GenBank genome assembly
AUGGGUUUGACUAUUUCAUCGCUUUUUAAUCGACUUUUUGGCAAGAAACAAGUAAGGCUUUUGAAAAAUAAAAUGAUGUUUUCAUGCUUUUUGCGAAAGUUAGUUGAAAUUUCAGGUUUUAAUCGUAUUUAUAGGAUUGAGAGACCUAAGACAAUUAGAAUGAUAUAAUUUUUGAUGAAGUUACGUUAAUUUUUAUUGAUUUGUGCUUCUGAGUUGUCUAAUAUCAUCAAAAAUAUAUUAUUCGAAUUGUUCUAGGUCUCUCAACACUAUGAUUACUUUUAAAACCCAAGAUUUCUACUCACUUGCGCAAAAACUUGAGAAAAACAUGGUUUUUCUCGAUCCCCAAAUAAAAUAUCCUAUUUCUAGGUUCGUAUUCUUAUGGUCGGACUUGAUGCGGCUGGUAAAACAACAAUUUUGUACAAGUUGAAGUUGGGAGAAAUCGUCACCACUAUUCCAACAAUCGGUAUGGUUUUGAAUCGAGUUCUGGCUAAGAAUUAGAAGAAAUUUCAUCUGAAAAGCUUGGGAGGGUUCUUCCCUUUGCGGAGUCAGCUCAGAAUUCUUCGAAAAUAUCGACUUUUUGCGGAAUGUCGAUGUUUUCAGAUAGAAAUUGAAUUUUUCGUUCUGGAAAUCUAUGUUUUUCACUAUUCAGGGCUAUAAUUAGAAUUUCUGGACACAAAGUUCAAUUAUCUUGAGUCUGAAAUUGUCCAUGCGUGAAAUUAAGGGUUGUCAGCUAGAAAUUUGAGAUAUUUUGUCUGACAUUUCCGGGUUUCAACUGGAAAAUGGUUAUUCCGGUGUGGAAUCAAGAUUUUGAGCUGGUAAUCAAAUAUAGGUUGCCAUCAAUAUUUUCUGUUUUAAUGUGUCUUCCAUUGAAAAACAUCGAUUUUUCCAACCCCUUCAAUUUUCCAACAACAAAAAUCAAUAUUAAUUAUUGCAGGCUUCAACGUCGAAACAGUCGAAUACAAAAACAUCUCAUUCACCGUCUGGGAUGUCGGUGGUCAAGACAAAAUCCGUCCAUUGUGGAGACAUUACUUCCAAAAUACCCAAGGGCUCAUCUUCGUCGUCGAUUCUAACGACAAAGAGCGUAUCGAAGAAUCGCGCGAAGAGUUGCACAAAAUGCUCAACGAAGACGAGCUCCGCGAUGCCACUCUCUUGGUGUUCGCCAACAAACAAGAUUUGCCGAAUGCGAUGAACGCCGCUGAAUUGACCGAUAAACUUGGACUUCAUAAUCUCCGCUCGAGACAGGUAUUUUUGCGGGGCGAAGUCAAAAAAAGCGGGAAAAAAAUUAGGAUCGCGGAAGAAUUCGAUAAGAUCUACGAUUUUUAUCGUAUUUCGAAUUGAAGAUUGAAUCUUGGAAUUUUCUGGAAGCUUUCUUGAUCUCGAGGGGUUUUUGAAACUUGAAAAUUGGAGGAAAACGAAAAAUCGUUGAUUUUUAGUUUUCGCGUGAACUUUUUUUAUUAAUUAUUUCAUUUUCCUUUUCAAUUUCGAAUUGAAUUUUGAAAUUUUCUGGUUUUUAACGAUAUAAAGUAUAGUUGGACAUCGACUAAUGUACAUUUUCAUGUUUUUCAAGCAAGUUAGUUGAAAUAUUGUGUUCUAAUGUUAUUCAUAUGAUAGAAUGGUCUAAGACGAAUAGAAUGAUAUAAAUUUUGAUGACUUUACGUUAUCCAUAAGUGAUUUAGCGAGGUUUAGUCGAUAAGCCGAGUCGAUGGACUAAACGUCGCUAAAUCACUUAGGGAUACCGUAAACUCAAAAUUUAUAUCAUUCUGUUCGUCUUAGACCAUUCUAUCACAUGAAUAACAUUAGAACCCAAUAUUUCAACUAACUCGCUUAAAAAAACAUAAAAAUGUCAUUUAGUCGAUGUCCAACUAUGAUGUGGAACUUCCCUUUAAAAAAAUCAAUAUGAAUUUUUUCCAGUGGUACAUCCAAGCAACCUGUGCCACUCAAGGACACGGACUCUACGAAGGACUCGACUGGUUGUCAAACCAAUUGUCAAAAACCUAA